Pistacia vera is the source of this 762-nucleotide messenger RNA. RefSeq names its product secreted RxLR effector protein 161-like. The transcript has a single exon. Lineage: Eukaryota; Viridiplantae; Streptophyta; Magnoliopsida; Sapindales; Anacardiaceae. The coding region runs from base 1 to 762 and encodes 253 amino acids. The record is from RefSeq and is a predicted model, not a curated record.
AUGACAGACCUAGGGUCUGCAAGAAGGAUAUUAGGGAUGAUGAUUGAUAGGAAUAGAAAGGGAAAUAGACUGAAACUCCAUCAAUUUCCAUAUUUGCGGAAACUGAUAUCUAGGUUUGGUUUGACUGAUGCUAAAACUGUAAAUGUGCCCCUAGCAGGUCAUUUCACAUUAAGCAAAAUGCAAUCCCCAAAAACUGAUGUAGAUAGGAUUGAAAUGGAAAACAUCCCUUACUCUAGUGCCAUAGGAUCAAUGAUGUAUUCAAUGAUAAGCACUAAGCCUGAUCUUUCAUUUGCAAUAUCUCUAUUAAGUAGGUUUAUGUCAAAUCCAGGAAUAGAGGAUUGGGUUGCCUUAAAAUGGACACUUAGGUACAUUAACACUACAAUGCAUGUUGGAUUAGAAUAUUGCAAAAGAACUCCUGCACUUGAUCUUGUUGGGUAUGUGGACUCUGAUUUUGCAGGAGAUCGUGAUUCAAGGAAGUCCACCACAACUUACUACUUCACUUUAGGUGGAAACUACAUUAGCUGGAAAUCUCAGCUUCAACCAUUGGUGGCACUGUCCACAACAGAAGCUGAGUAUGUGGCAGUAACUGAUGCCUUCAAAGACGCAAUCUGGCUACAAGGGAUUUUGAAAGAGAUAAACUUGAUGAAUGGCCCUGUGACUGUAUAUUCUGACAGUCAAAGUGCCAUUCAUCUAAGUAAAAAUCCAGUAUACCAUGAGAGGACGAAGCAUAUGGAUGUCAAGUAUCAUUUUGUCCGAGACUAG